Messenger RNA from Phragmites australis (common reed), 1477 nucleotides. RefSeq names its product trihelix transcription factor ASR3-like. The transcript is spliced from 3 exons. Bases 150 to 1166 code for a protein of 338 amino acids. The record is from RefSeq and is a predicted model, not a curated record. Lineage: Eukaryota; Viridiplantae; Streptophyta; Magnoliopsida; Poales; Poaceae.
ACCCUUUCUCUCUUGCCCACGCGUCCGCUCCCUCCCUCCCUUCUCUCUCCUACUCCUACGUCGUUAACCCUCCGUUACACCACCCGCCUCACGCCGUCACGUCAACUUCUGCCACCAAAAGCACGCGCCCCCGUCCCCAGUCCCCCGCCAUGUCCAACGCCGGCGACCCCGCCGGCGCAGCGGCGGCGGCCGCGGCCACCCCGUCCGGACGCGCUCCGAGGCUGCCGAGGUGGACGCGGCAGGAGAUACUGGUGCUCAUCGAUGGCAAGCGCAUGGCGGAUGGCCGCGGCGGGCGCGGCGGGAGGGGGCGCGUGGCGGCGGCGGCGGCAACGGCGGCGUCGGGGGAGGCUUCUACGGCGCUGGAGCCCAAGUGGGCUGCGGUGGCGGAGUACUGCCGGCGGCACGGCGUGGAGCGGGGGCCCGUUCAGUGCCGGAAGCGGUGGAGCAACCUCGCUGGUGACUACAAGAAGAUCAAGGAGUGGGAGCGCACGGCGCCCGCCGCGCGGGAGCCGUCGUUCUGGGCCAUGCGCAACGACGCGCGUAGGGAGCGGCGGCUCCCCGGGUUCUUCGAUCGCGAGGUGUACGACAUACUCGAGGGACGGGGGCGGGCGAUCCUCACCGGUCGGUCCGGUGCGAAUGCCACGGAGGAGGAGGAGGCGGUGCACGUGGAGGAGGAGGAGGAGGUGGGGGCGGUGGAGCCUGUGUUUGAUAGUGGCCGCCCGGCCACGGAGGAGGCGUUGUUCUCGGAGGACGAGGAAGAGGAAGAAGAGGAGGCACCGGCGCCAGCUCCUCCUCCUCCGCCACCGCCGGUGAUCGCCUUACCGGUAUCAGAAAAGCCCGAUGCAUCAAGGCAACAACAGAGCGCUGAACAAGGCACAUCGAAAGACAAAGAACCAGAGCAAAGCACUGAGAGGGACGCACCGGCUCAGCAGGGCAGGCAUAAGAGGCUGCGAACGGUGGAAGACACUGGAGAAGGCACAACAGACCUGCAGAGAAAGCUGAUCGAGAUCCUAGACCGGAACAACCGGAUGGUGGCAGCACAGCUGGAGGCGCAGAACCGUAACUGCCAGCUCGACAGGGAGCAGAGGAAAGACCAGGCUAACGGCCUAGUUCUUGUGCUCGGCAAGCUCGCUGACGCCCUUGGCAGGAUCGCUGAUAAGCUAUAGCCAGUAACCUAGGUAUAUGUUUGGACAGAAAUAAUUACAACAACAGAAACAAAAAAAAAGAUGACAUUUGUAAGUGAAUGUACAGAUUGGUAUAGGGUUAUUGGCAUUCGAUUCUUUUUGGACUGGUUCUGAAAAUUCUGUCAGAAGCCUGUAUUGAGGGGUUGUGUUAUAUAGGGAGAUGAGGUUUAGAGCAUUCAAAUGAUCUGGACUAGCAGAAUUCGGUUUGUGUGUCUGUGGUGGAUUCUUGAAGUAAUUAUUGUCAGCAAUGCAAUUGUAUAUAGUUGAGCUUCGGCGAUGGUUUCCUGUUAUAA